UCUUCUCUUACAGCUUUUUUUUUUUUUUUUUAAAAAAAAAUUUUUUUUAACACGAGAUUUUCGUUUUACUUGUCUCUUUUUAUUUGAAGAAUCUUAAAAAAAAAUGGUGAAGUCUCUUUGUAAAGAGUUUUUGUUGUAAAUCUCCAACCCUGAGAAAAACCCUUCUUCUUCAGUUGUAAUAAUCCCAACUUUGAGGCUGAUUUUCUUGGAAAUAUUCAGUGUUGGGGAAAAAAUGGAAGCUUUUGAAAAGGAAGCAAAAACAUUCUUUGAGGAUAAGUCUUUAGACCAAGAUGCUAAACCCCUGAGAGAAGGUUCGACAGUUGCAGCUGCUUUUGCAAUUGAAAAAUCAUGGGAAAAUGGUGUUAGGGUUUCUGUAAAUGGAAAGGAAGGUUCUUGUCUUGAUGAAGAUGGUGAGAGACUUGAGGAUUCUGAGAUGAAUGGGGUUUCUUCUUUGUUACAGAUGAAAGGAAGUGUCAGGAAUAUUGAUAUUAAUGGUGGAAGUGAGAGUGUUGAAGGGUUUGGCACUCUUUUAGGUGCUGUUUAUAAAAGUAAAGAAAUUGGUGUUGAAAAUGUAUUGCCAAGUGGUGACGAUGGUGUUUCACUUGAGGAUAUUCAUGUGGAAAUUGAUGGGAAAGAAAGGAGUUGUUUGGAUGAUGAGCAGAAUGGUGGUGGCAUGAUAAUGGUGAAGGUAAAUGAAAUAGAUGAUGAUGGUGGUGUUGAUUUGGGGUUUGAGUUUUCUGCUGGUGAUUUUGUAUGGGGUAAGAUUAGGAGCCAUCCAUGGUGGCCAGGGCAGGUUUAUAAUCCAUCGGAUGCAUCGGAUUAUGCAGUGAAGGUAAGACAGAAAGGAAGACUCCUUGUUGCCUACUUCGGUGAUAGUUCGUUUGCAUGGUGCCUCCCAUCUCAGUUGAAGCCUUUUGAGGAGAAUUUUGAGGAUAUGUCAAAGUUGAGUAACUCUAAGAACUUUCUCAAUGCUGUACAGACAUCUGUUGGUGAAAUUGGCAGACUUGUUGAGUUGAAGAUGACUUGCUCUUGUGUUCCAAAAGAGAAUUGUUCUGGACUUGACAGGCCUCUAGCAGCAAAUGCUGGGAUAAAGAAAGGAGUUCUUGUGCCUGAAGGUGGGAUUGGAAAGCUUUCAAUUGGUCUCUUUAAGCCAGAAGAAAUUCUUGGUAAACUGAAACAAAUUGCACCGGCUGUUUCUACGAGCAAUUUGCUUGAAUGUACAGUGUUGAAGGGCUGGCUUUCGGCUUUUAGUCGAUCGAUACGGCACUGUCCAAUGCCCAUUCACCAUAAACCCCUGUCAAUUCCAGACCCUGAAGAAAAUGUGAGAACUCUCGUGGUGGACAUGAGUGACUAUAAUGAGGCAGUGGCAGUCCCCAUAAUAGGUCCAGUUGAGGAAGAUUGGACUUCUUCAUCAGGUACCAAAUUUGGCCAAUGCAGUCUGAGGUGCCCAGAGAUUUUGGAGGAUGGCAUUUAUCAGAGGAGGAAACAGAAAAGCAUUGCUGAAAUUAUAAAAGGGGAGUUUGAUGUUCUGGCCAGAAAGUAUGAGGAUGUGGCUCAGAAGGGAACAAAUUCAGGUGAACAAGCAUCCUCAUCUUGGGGGAAAAAGAUGAAAGGCAACAACAAAGCUAAUGGUGAUGAUGCCCUUGAUUCAAUUUCCAUACCAAGAAAGAGGAAGGGAACUGAGCUUUCAGGAUCUCUUACAACUAGAAAGGGCAAAAUGUCUAGUGUAGAAACUGAUAUCAGUGGGGCCCAGGAAGAAAUGGAUAAGGGGUAUUCAUCAAGGGGAAGGAAGAUGAAGAGUAAAGGAGCUAGCAAUAAUAAUGAUGGUAGUGGAGGCAAAGAAGAGACCAAAAACCAUCCUGUCUUAGCUAAAAGGAAAGUGAAUGUUGGAUCAGGGGUUGGAAAUAGUGAUGCCAAAACCAAAGACCUUAUUGAGAGUGGUUCUUUGUUGAGAGAAAGGAAGAAGAGCAAGUACUUAUCUCCUCCUUACACAAGUCCAACUGGGAAGCAAAGAAAAAUGGACAUAGAAUCAGAAUCCUUGAAGGUUUCCAAUGGCACCCAAGUAAAAGAGCAGGCUACUGGCAACCUCGUUAUGUCCCCUCCGGUUCUUGGUGUUGAAAGGAAUCAACUCACUGAAGAAGUUCAUGCAGAGCAAGGAGCAUUGGUUGAAACAAAUUUUCAUUCACCAAAACAAGACCUGAACAAGAAGAUUGAUCCGGCAAAAGUUAAAACUCCUGCCAAUGAAGUUUUAAUUGAAGUCCGGUCUGUAGCUCUUAGUCCGCAAUAUCGAAGGAAAAACAACUCUUUUGAAAUUGUUGUGGGGUUUUUAUCUGUAUUCCGAAGCUCUGUGUACCAAAAUGGAUCCAACUAUGAACCAUAUAAUCAGUUUCAACCUCAUAGAAAGAGGAAAUCUCCUGACUCUAUGGCUGGGUCAGUAGGAAAGGACCAAAAUCUCACUGAUCUUGUUCCUGCUGGACAUAGAUCCAAGCAGAAAAAGGUUGGAAAGAAUGAGGAAACAAAGGUGGAUCAAUCCAAUCCCCGGCAAGCUAGCAGGGCAUCACCGAAGAAAACAAGCGAAGAAUCAAAGGCAUACAAUCCUAAAAUCAAGCAAGCUGCCAGGGCUGCAGUUAUGAAAAAAAAUGAUAAGGGAAUUGUUGAAAAUGCUUCACCUGCUGCUCUCUUUGUGACAUUUGGCCCAGGAUCCUCACUGCCUACGAAGGAUGAUCUUAUCGGAAUAUACAGCAUGUAUGGAGCUCUGAACUUGGAGGAUACAGAUAUGUUCUACAAUAAUUUCUGUGCUCGUGUUGUCUUCCUAAGAAGUUCUGACGCUGAACAGGCCUUCAACAGUUCACAAACUGAUAGUCCCUUUGGAGCUUCCAAUGUCAGCUUUCGGCUUCGACUUCUCUCGGCUGCAUCAGCUCAUGAGCACAGGAAAAUACCAAUUGCAAAACCUUCUCCUCUAACCAAGGAGGGAGCCAAAAGAUCAAAGAAGUCGUCAGCUUCCCCAAAUUCAGCUGAUCAGACAUCACAGCUUAACUACAUCAAGCACAAACUCGAGCAGCUCACUUCAAUUCUAGAGAUAUCAGAUGAAAAGAUGUCCUCAGAACUUAAAUCCAAAGUACAAAGUGAGAUAAAAGACCUGUUGGAGAAGGUAACCACAAUGGCUGAGUCUUUAUCUUAAAUCAGGACACAACAAAACACUGGAUGAUUGAGUUCUACACGAUACCCAAUAAUCCUGUUCUUAUAACCGUUUAUCCAUAUUCUGGUUUAUAGAUAUUACUUACUGUUAGGAUUUAUGAAAAGAGGUUUGUCAUUUGCUACUACAUGAGUUAGGAUUUAUAUGAUAUAGGUAAGGUGUUUUAGUUCCAGUUACUGUUUGCAUAUGUUAAAUCACCACAGGCUCUAUCAGCCACUCAUGCAUGUAUAGUGCAAACUGCAGUAGUUGGAUUAUCUUUCUAUGAAAACAAAUUCUGUUACUUUUGAGCAAAUUGGAAUCAAAUUUUUUUAUCAAAUGUUGAUAUCUGUUUUAUAGUUUCUAAGAAAUUCUUAGAUAUAACACUCUCUUCUCACUCUGUUCUUGCAUUUCCACAACUUAUAUAUUCA
Molecule: messenger RNA, 3603 nt
Organism: Durio zibethinus
Lineage: Eukaryota; Viridiplantae; Streptophyta; Magnoliopsida; Malvales; Malvaceae
Product: PWWP domain-containing protein 3-like
Source: RefSeq, a predicted model, not a curated record